AUGAAGUUCUCCGCUGCCGCUCUUAUCUCUGCCGCUGGCCUUGUUGCCGCCCAGGUUGCCAACGUUACCCUCGUCUCUACCGAGACUGUUGCCUCCACCCUCCUCCUCACCACCACUCACUGCUCUGACACCCCUUGUCACGCUGAGACUGAGGCCCCCAAGCCCGAGCCCAAGACCGUCACCCUGACCACCACUGACGUCAACGGUGUUACCAUCACCACCACCUUCUGCCCCGAGACUGAGCUCCCCACCCCUGCUCCCGUCCCUGCCAACUCUACCGUUGUGCCCGUCGGCCCCAAGACCAUUACCCUCACCUUCACUGAUGUCGAGGGUAAGACCGUCACCACCACUUUCUGCCCCGAGACCGAGACCGCUGUUCCCACCAUCCCUCUCACUCUUCACACUGUUCCCGUGGAGUCCAUUGUUGUUCCUCCCCACCAGAACACCACCGUUGUUCCCGGACCCGUCCCCACCGCCUCCAAGCCCGUUGUGCCUGAGGUCCCCGCCGGAAACUCCACCUCCACCGUUACUUCCAUCACCCGUGUUACCCUUACCCCCGUUCCCCAGGUUCCCGAGUCUACUCUCCCCGAGCAGGCUAACGGUGCCGGUGCUCUCGCCCCCAUGGCCGGCCUGGCUCUUGCCGGUGCCAUUGCUGCUCUCAUCUAA
This is a messenger RNA of Yarrowia lipolytica CLIB122, 666 nucleotides long. RefSeq lists its product as uncharacterized. The record is from RefSeq and is a predicted model, not a curated record. Lineage: Eukaryota; Fungi; Ascomycota; Dipodascomycetes; Dipodascales.